CUCUCUCUCUCUCUCUCUCUCUCUCUCCCUCCCUCCCUAACCUGCAGCGUUAUAGUCUAAGCCUCAUUGAUCAUCAGGAUGUCCAACAUGAUGUGAAGAGGAAGAAGAAGAGAGAUGAAGCUAUGUGAGGGACGUCAUUCAGAGUCACCAUGAAGCCGUCUUACACACCUUUACACACCUGUCCAGGUAAACUGAAUUACCUGGGGACAGAUGAAGUGAUGUGUCCAGGACCAGAGUGAACUCUGCAGAGUCUGACAGAGCAAGUCUGCAUCAGUCUGUGAGCUUCAUGCUGAUCCACAUCUGGUUUUAGACUCAUCCGUGGACCAGUGAUCCGACACAGUUCCCAGCCUCCUCAACUACCCACAACCUCUCUGCACCUCAGAUCGCCCUCGCUGACAGAUGCCAGUCCUGCUGAAUACAGAUGCCUCCUUCAGCUCAAAGCAGGAGCUGUUGGACCUGCAGGAUGGUCCUCUAAGUGUGGGUCCAUCUUUGGACUCUCCCAGCCCCCCAGAUUCUCAGACCAGCAGCCCGAUGGAAUCAGGGCCCAGGAGCCCCAGCAGCCCAGAUGGGCCCCUGCGGCCCAACAUCUUCACAGGGGCCUCCUCUGUGCCCGGGCAGCUGUAUGGGGGGCUUGGUGGACCUCACCUAGACUUGGUGUCCAUGGACUCCGAACAGCUGUGUGGUUGGGGUGCUCUUACCCCGCCGGUGGUGCAGAUGUUUAACAACCCCCGUUGGGUGCUGGUGUUCCUGUGCACGGCAUCCUUCCUGCAGGGGAUGAUCAUCAACGGCUUCAUCAACACUGUCAUCACGUCCAUCGAGCGACGCUUCGACCUGCGCAGCUACCAGGCCGGCCUCAUUGCCAGCUCCUACGACAUAGCCGCCUGCCUCUGCCUAGCCUUCGUCAGCUACUUUGGAGGGACGGGGCACAAACCGCGCUGGCUGGGCUGGGGCGUUCUGAUCAUGGCUCUGGGCUCUUUGGUGUUUGCCCUGCCUCACUUCACCACGCCCCCCUACCAGGUGAGCCUCCCUGAGCGCUCAGGACUCUGCUCCGCCAACCGCUCCACGCCAUGCCGGGAUCAGGAGGGGGCAGGGCUUUCCAGCUACCGCUUUGUGUUCAUGCUGGGUCAGUUCCUUCACGGGGUGGGAGCCACGCCGCUCUAUACUCUUGGAGUCACAUACCUGGAUGAGAAUGUCAAGUCCACCUACGCCCCUGUCUACAUCGGGAUAUUCUACACAGCGGCCAUCUUGGGUCCAGCAGCAGGGUACCUGCUGGGAGGAUACUUUCUGAACAUCUACUCAGAGAUCAGCCUACCGACUGAGAUGACUCCGGAGAAUCCCCUUUGGGUUGGGGCAUGGUGGAUCGGGUUCCUGGCUGGAGGAGCAGCAGCUUUGCUGAUUGCGUUCCCCAUCCUGGGCUUCCCCAGACAGCUACCAGGUUCUCAGGAGUUGGUGUCCUCAAGGGUCUCUGAAGCCCACCAGUUGAAAGACGGCAGCCACACUACAGCUUCAGACCCCCAGUUUGGAAAAUCUGUCAAAGACAUGCCCAGGUCUGUUCUGCUCCUGUUGAAGAACCCGACCUUCCUCUUCCUGUGUCUAGCCGGAGCGACAGAGGCCACGCUGAUCGCUGGGAUGUCCACCUUUGGUCCAAAGUUCCUGGAGUCUCAGUUCAGUCUGAGCGCCUCUGAGGCGGCUACAUGGUUUGGAUACAUGGUGGUCCCGGCAGGAGGAGGGGGCACCUUUCUGGGCGGGUACAUCGUGAAGAGGUUGAACCUGCGCUGCAGAGGAAUCAUCCGGUUCUGUAUGAUUUGUGCGACCGUCAGCCUGCUCGCCAACUUCAUCUUCCUCAUCCACUGCCCCAACCUACCCAUGGCCGGAGUCACAGCCCCUUACCAGUCUGACCACCAGCCAGACCAGUCUGAAUACCUCCAGAACCAGUCUGAAUACCAGCUAGACCAGUACCAGCACCAGCAGAACCAAUACCAGCACCAGCUGUACCCGUCUGAACAGCAGUAUGAGCAGCUGAGCUCAGUGCGCAGCAGAAACAGCUCAUCCCUGGUGUCUCUGUCAGUGGGCUGUAACUCAGGCUGCAGGUGUGCCAGAGAGCUGUAUAACCCUGUGUGUGGCGCUGACGGUGUCAUGUAUUACUCCCCCUGUCACGCUGGCUGCAGCUCCAUCAACCAUACGCAGGACACCCGGCAGGUGUACUCUGGAUGUACCUGUAUCAUCAGUAAUAGUUCGCGGUCACAUGACGGCGUCGCUCUGUCGGGAAAGUGUAGCAGCUCAUGUCACCACAUGCCGGCCUUCCUCUCGCUCUUCUUCAUCCUCAUCCUCUUCACAUUCCUCUGCAGCAUCCCUGCCCUCACGGCCACGCUCAGGUGUGUUCCUGACAGCCAGAGGUCCUUCGGUCUAGGCAUCCAGUGGAUUGUUGUUCGAACAUUUGGAGGUAUUCCAGGUCCGAUUGCGUUUGGCUCAGUGAUCGACCUCUCCUGCCUGUUGUGGCAGGAUCAGUGUGGAGAACAGGGUUCCUGUUACCUCUACCACAACUCGGCCAUGAGCCGCUACACACUGAUUGCUGGAAUCAUCUACAAGGCGCUUGGGAUCCUGUUCUUCCUUUUGGCCUCUGUGCUGUACACACCUCCACCUGAGUCUCCCCACAGCAGCUGUGAGAGCACGGAUCAAUCAGGAGGAGGAGGAAGAGCAGGAGGACUGAGUAACCUGCCAAUCAAAGACCUGCCUGAGGACGGUGUCAUCGUCAACCUGCAUGCCAGGUUAUGACAUCACAGAUCCCGCCCUUCUCCCUUACUUGGUGUGAAUGUGUGUGCACACACACAUGUAUAAGAGUAUGGGGUUCAAUCUACACCAACAGCCUUCUGUCAGCCAUAACAACCAUAACCACACACACACACACACACACGCGCGCACACACACACGCACACGCACACGCACACGCACACGCACACACACACACACACACACUUUAACAAACUUUAUUUUGUUUCUUGUAAAGUAUGCAGCCUGUUCAGUACAGACACUAUCAUCUGGAGUAUAACUGUGAGGAGAGCUGCAGCCAGUGAUACGAGGCAGUCACAGAGCAGCUCAGAGCAGUUUUAUUUAAAGCAUAGGUGAGCAGGUGAAGCCUCAGAACAGAGAUCACUCACUGACUUCCUGUUUGACCUUAGAUAGAUUUACAGAGGUCUGAAAUCCCUCUGCUGAACUUUAAAUUUAGGCACUGAGGAGGGGGAGGAGGAGGUGGUGGAGGAAUAGGAGGAGGACGAGGAGGACAAGGAUGAGGACAAGGACAGUUUGUGCGAUGAUCUGCAGCGACACUGUGAAUAAAGUUCACUAAUAGAGGUUAACCUGACUAUGGUUUUGAUGACCUUUGACCUUUCAUAAACCCAAACAUUAAGGAUUCUGUCUCACCAGCUGAUUGGUCUGUCUGUCUGUCCGUCUGUCUGUCUGUCUGUGUGUUCUGUGAGGCUGUGCCCUCUAGUGGCCAUAGUGUAUAUCACAGGAGAAGUUUAUGUGUGACACUGGAUCAAUCAAUCAAUCAAUCAAUCAUCUUUAUUUAUAUAGUGCCAAAUCACAACAAAUGUUAUCUGAAGAUUCUAGCAGAGCAGGUCUAGACCGUACUCUAUUUUUUCAUAAUAAUAUCUGUUACAGUGAUGAGACAGAUAUUAACAGUCAUAGAGUGACACGUCCACAGAAGCCCCAUGACCAGCAUGCUUAUCAAACACCAAUCAAAUCAAUCAAUCAACUAACCAAUCAUAAAAAUCAGCACUCACAGGUCAAAGGUCAAACUGUGUUCGUCCUCAGGUGCAGGUCAGACUUUGACUGUCAGGUGCAGUGAUCUCUGGUCUCAGUAUUUGUAAUAAAGCUGCUGCUGUGUCUGGCCUUGAAGAGGUGCAUGCUAGAAGCAGCCUGUGUGUUGCCAUGGUGAUGCAGGCAUAGAAUAAUGCAUUAAACAGGUGAGCAGUGAAGUUUGAAUAUCCCAGUACUGUAUGUACACACUGUGCCAUAGAGCGCCCCCUACAGACUGUUUAUCCUCCUGUGGAUUUAUUUCUACCUGUUAUUUGUUAAUCACCUGUUGUUUGUUAAUCACCUAUUGUUUGUUAAUCACCUAUUGUUUGUUAAUCACCUGUUGUUUGUUUAUCACCUAUUGUUUGUUAAUCACCUGUUGUUUGUUUAUCACCUAUUGUUUGUUAAUCACCUGUUGUUUGUUUAUCACCUAUUGUUUGUUAUCACCUUUUGUUUGUUUAUCACGUAUUGUUUGUUUAUCACCAGUUGUUUGAUAAUCAACUGUUGUUUGAUAAUCAACUGUUGUUUGUUUAUCACCUAUUGUUUGUUUAUCACCUGUUGUUUGUUUAUCCCCUGUUGUUUUUAAUCACCUAUUGUUUAUCACCUAUUGUUUGUUUAUCACCUGUCAAGUUUUAUUGUGUUUACUCUCUGAAUGAUGAAAACAGUAUGUGUCUCCUCUUUUUGGUCAUGUGACCUAAACAAGAUGACUUUACCUGUUUGAACACGACUGAUGGUGUCAUCACCAGGUAAAGGUGUAAAUGUUCACCUGUCUGUUCUGUUCCAUCAGUGGAGAUAAAUAAAUUCUUUAUUUUUAUUGAUUUUUUUAUUUGUUUUUAGAAAUUUUUAAACAAAAGAUUAAAAUCAUUUUAUAAACACUCUUAAUGAUGUUGUCUCUUUAUCAAAAAAUAAACACCUGAUUACCUGAA
Molecule: messenger RNA, 4721 nt
Organism: Notolabrus celidotus (New Zealand spotty)
Lineage: Eukaryota; Metazoa; Chordata; Actinopteri; Labriformes; Labridae
Gene: slco4a1
Product: solute carrier organic anion transporter family, member 4A1
Exons: 12
Coding region: 400-2775 (791 amino acids)
Biological process (GO): transmembrane transport; sodium-independent organic anion transport
Cellular component (GO): membrane
Molecular function (GO): protein binding
Source: RefSeq, a predicted model, not a curated record